CUGGGCUGAAGAUUUGUGUGUCCCGAAUGGCUCCACAGACUUUGGUCCUUGCUAAGCAUUUGUGCUGAAGACAGGUUGUUAUGAGACUCGUGCCAUUCCCACACUGGUUUUUCCCACCACAGAUCCUGAAAGACCAGAGUGUAACUACCUGCCACAAAGCUCUGCUCUGCCCCCAAGACACAGCAUGGAAGCCAUUGCCAAGUUUGAUUUCACUGCUUCUGGAGAAGACGAGUUGAGCUUCCAGGCUGGGGAUAUGUUGAAGAUUUUGAGCUCCCAGGAAGAGUGGUACAAGGCUGAGCUCAGAAGUCAUGAGGGCUACGUUCCUAAGAACUUCAUUGAUUUCCAUGUUCCCCCCUGGUUUGAUGAGAAGAUAUCCCGGCACGAAGCAGAGAACCUCCUCAUGAGCAAAGGAGUCGGCUGCUUCAUCGUCCGAGCCAGUCAGAACUCUCAGGGUGACUUCUCCAUCUCUGUCAGGCAUGAAGAUGAUGUGCAGCACUUCAAAGUGAUGAGGGAUUCCAAGGGUAGCUAUUACUUGUGGACAGAGAAAUUCCACUCGCUAAACAAGCUGGUGGACUACUACAAGACAACUUCCAUCUCCAGGCAGAAGCAGAUCUUCCUAAGGGACAACAGCCAAGAAGAAAAGGAGAGGCGCGGUGGGAGCCUGGAACGGAUAGGUCGGGAAGGAUUCCACAUGGGAGGAGCAGCUGGAGAAGAUCGUUCUUCUGUAUCCAGGAGAUAUGUAGAGCAUCCUGUUCCCAUACUGCAGCAGCAACAGGAAAGAUAUGGUGGGAGUCUGGACAGGAGUGACAUGAUGCACAGACUAAGGGAUCAUGGCCAAGGAAGUGCAGGGGCUAUGCAGAGGAGACACACGGACCCUCUGCAUCAGCAGACACCGCGAACGCUGUGGGUCCGUGCCUUGUACGACUUCGAUGCUCUGGAGCACGACGAGCUGGGCUUCCGCACUGGGGACAUCCUGGAGGUCCUGGACAGCUCCAACCCCUCCUGGUGGAAGGGACGCCUGCGUGGGGAGCUGGGGCUCUUCCCUGCCAACUACGUCACACCGGUGCUGCUGUGAGGGCACAGCGCGGCCCAGAGGGCUCUGCUCGAGCUGCUCUUCUGAUGGGACAGGGACAGAGAAGGAGUGCAUCUUCCCUUGCCACCAGGACAUACAUUGUUUUUUGUUUUGUCUUAAUUUAUUGGCAUCUUUUGAAAUGUUGGUAUGAAAGAGAACCCUGUGAGGAAGAAAUUUUUUACCCCUUUUUUUCACAGUCAUAAAGGGGAGGGAGCAAAAAUCUUGGACUGUUCAUUGAGACUUUGCUGGGUGCUCCCUGCCCUGUCACUUCUUUUAACUAUUGAUAAGCUCCUGCAAUUAGGUUUAUUCUGUAGAAAUGCCCCUCAGGAAAGCAGGCUUCAGGUUAACUUCAGGUUCAGUAUUCAGGUAGCCCUAUCCCUUCAUUUUGGAUCUGGUAGCAGUCACAGUCUCUUCAGGCUCCAUUCCACCUUUCUGUCAGAGGCAGGAGGGACACCCACGUGAAUUAAAUGAUCCUUGGCCACAACAUUAAACCUUCAGUUAGGGCUUUAGGUUGAGGUUGAAACAAUCUAGCUUUCCUUAAUAGUUUCUGGCUUUCUUCUAGUUUAACUAUUUUCUUAAUAGUUUCUGGCUUACCCAUCUCACACUGUGUGUAUGGACUGUAUGGAUAUACCAGAUGAAGGGGAGGAACCCUGUAAGCUUUUGUACAAACGUGCAAGUGGUGAAGGUAUGGGAGGGCAAGAAGCUUUCUUUGCUUCUUCUCAUAGGCCUGCUCUUCUUUCUGUACCCCCUAACAACUUACCCAGUUCUCAGCUGCUGUCUUAGGUACCUACACUUCAGCUAGAUAGCCUGAUUAGAGCAGAUCAGGCCCUUCAGCUAAAUUAGUAUCCACUGGAUUGGAUAACAGUGAAUAUCCCUCACUGGUUCCUUUUGUAAAACUGUACUGGGGAGGGAUUGGAGAGUUUUCUCUGGUUUGCUGGCAGAAGUUCUUUCCCUGAGAACUUGCUGUGCUGAGGAUCACCAUGUACACAACUCUGGCUUACCAGAGAAAUGUCUCAUCCAACAAGUUAAGCUGUUAUUUCACAGUAUGCAAAGAAUAAAGCUAUAGCCGUAUAAUAGUCUAUUCCAGUUUCUUUUGGAUAAAAUAAGGUAAAUUAAUAGGUUUUCAAAUAACUGCUGAGUGAAUGCCCAGAUGUGAUACAAAUUUAUUGCAAAUGCACAUUACCUGUCCCCUUCACAAACCCUGUGAUGGGGACUCUACUGCAUAACCACUGCUCAGGCAUGUUGAUAUGAAACAAGCUGCCUGAAUUUUUCACCACAUGUGGGACCUCAGCAGUCAGCAAGCAGAAGUGAUGAUUAAUCAUUAUUGAAAAAGAAGGCAUAGGCAAGUGAAAACCUCUAAACACAAAUCAGACUCAGCAACAAACACAAAAAGUUCUUAUCUUUUGUUAGUCUCAGUGGAAGAAAAAGAACCCAGGAAAUAGGUUCUUGGGGAAGGCCAAUUCAAUGUGGCUGGCCUGAAUAAAGCUGCCAGCUAGACAGAGUGUUAGCACAAAGAACCCAUUUUGAGAGAACUCCACCAAAAGCAGAUUGUUAAUGGGUGAAGUAAAAUGAGAAUAUUUAACAAGGCAUAUAAGCUCUAUAGAGAAUAGAAAACUUCGAAUGACUCAGUAAGAACUUACUGGCUACCACAGUGGUCCAGGGAAUACAACUGCCAGGGCUGGAUGUGGCCCUGUUCUCUUGCAGGAGCUCUGCUCUGCCCCUUUAGUGUCUUCUGCUGAAGGGAAGUCCAUGAGGCUUCUUUUGGAACAAGAUCCCUUACCAUUUGUAUGAGGGUGUAAGCUCAGUGACUCCAGGUGGUAAUAAAUUUGGAAGUAAGGUAGUAAUAAAUUUGGAAGAGAGGGAGUUAAUACUCAGUGAGAGAAAGGGAGAGCAUUAAGACCAAGAGGAGACAGAACCAAGAAACCAGAGACUAACAAAGGCAAAGGAUAAAAGGAUAAAAAUGAUGAAUCUUUCAUAUUCAGCUCUGGCUGAAACAAAAGAAAUGGUGUAUUCACAAUUAUUCCCAUCAUGUCAAAUCAUCUUUCAAUUAAUUCCCUUUUUUUCUGUAUUAGUUACUUUUAAAAUUAGAAGCAAUGUCUCUUUUUCCUUUCCUCAGCACUCUAAAGACCCUCUUGGUAGUGAAGAUGUAGUUGCACAAAAUUAAUUGAAGAUAACGCACUUAGCAGUUUGAUAGCUCUUCAUGCAUUUGAAACCCCUUUACAGAGAUUAACUAAUUAAGCAAGUCUAAGAAGUGCACUGCAAGUACCCCUGUGUUAACUCAUGACUCAUUUGAGGAAGAGGUAAAUUUUCAUGUGAUUUUUUUGAACUGAUGUUUAAGGAACUAAUACCUAAGGUAAUUAGUAUUAAAGGACUGCACACUAAUUAUGGACAGCAUACCAGAACCACAGUAAAAUCAGGAUUUCUCAUUAUGAGCAGCACCUAAUGACAGCAAAAUUACCAGGAGGUGACAGCCUCAUGACAUCUGUGAUAACUCCACCAGUGCCUUGCUCUGCUGCCCUGUGCAGGGGCCGAGCUCAGGGCUGCCUUGCCCAGUCCCUCUUGUCUCUGCUUUUGGCCUUGCAGUGCUGCCUGCAGGUACUGCACAUGGCAGGGGCUGGGAGGCACAGGGGCCAGCCUGCAUUUUUGUACCCUCCCACAGUAAAAGUCAUUUUUCUCCCAGCAAAAGAGCAGUGCUAAGGAUUGUGGCUAUUCCCAAGAGACUCCAGAUACAAGGGCAAAGUGGGGGAUUUGGGGGGAUAGAAGGGGCUGUGGGAUGGAGACGUUUUCUCCGUCCCAUGCCAUUUUGUGCCCAUGAAAUUCUCUCUCUCACAGAUCAGGCCACUUCAUAAGGAGAGACACUCCUCUCCUCUAACCACAUACCCUGCCAACCUUGCUGCUUUUUCUUCCAACAGGUUUUAAUUGUAGCACAAUCCUUAUUAAUUCUGUGGUGAUUCAUUCACACCUCAGAGUCUAUUGCCCGUGCAAGAGGCACAUAUUAGCAACCUAGGACUGGAGCCUUAAGGUGACAGUGCUGCACUGACCUUACCUGACAUUUGCUAGUGUUUUGGAAAGAACCAAACCUUUGUCUGGAACAUAUCCCAAGAGAGUCCACUGUGAAACCAAAAUGGGAAGGGAUAAAGAGGAAAACCAGAAGAGUAUUUUCUUUGUUAUUUUUCUUAAGCAAGAAAGACAGUUAAUGAGAGAAGAGAAUGUAAACUGAGAUAAAAGUAGGAAAAGUAUGUGGGAAGGCAAACAUAGCAAAUGAAACAGAGGAAGCUGGACUUGUACAUGGUAAAAUAAGUUUGAUGAGCACAGCUGAGCUGUGCCUUCUCCUGUCUGAAUUAACUUUUUGCCUAUGUUCUGCUGCAAGUCCAUAUUUUGCUUGGAAAUGUCUCUGUGAUUAAUAAGGCUGAGCUAAAAAGAGUAAAUGGAAAUUUCUUUUGGUGUGAAAGAUGUGCAGGCAGUUUUCUGUGCCACAAAAGAGAGGUCUCUGCCUUGGUGUACAUGUUUGCUGUAGCAGCUGUGCUCACUGGAGAAACCACGGGAUCAGGGCUGGUUCCCAUUGGACUGCUCACAGCUAGGAGCACCAGGGAGAUGAUCCACCAAGUCAGCACCUGCUCAGGCUGCUGUGCCAGCCUCUUGUGCCACAAAAACAAGUUCAUGGGUGGUGGUUGUUGUUUUUUAAAUGGAGGUUUCCGUGGGCUGUGCAGGAAAUCUGAAGCUUUUCACAACAGUCACCUGUUACUGAUUUUUUCUGUUUAGCAGCACCUCUCAUCCUUCCUCCCCAACAGAAUCCCAAUGCUGCAAGCUCUAGAAAGGCCCUUUUGCCUUCAGCCCGUGUGGAGAGUAACCAAGAUGAGAGAGUAACCAAGGAUGUCACAAGCAAAAGAUCCAGCAGCCAGGACUACGUGGCUUGAGCAGCCUCAAACAGCAAUGUGCCAUCAGCUGGGACAUUUUGCACUGCAGGGGCAAUGGCACAGCAGAUGUAGUCCAGCAGUGAGGGGAGAAGGGUGACCCCUACCCCAGCUGGGAGCAGCAAGUCUUAGGGCUCUGCUCAGACUCUUGUUCUGCAGCUCUUUGCCCUGGAGCCUGGGCUACGCCACACUGGUGUGAGAAGUGUUUGGCAGUGCUGCCCAUCCCUGUCCAGUGCAGCCCCAGAAGUCUCUGUGCACCUCCUUGCAGCUGCAGCCCUUCACCUUGCUGCCCCUCCUGGGCCCAUGGCCCAGCUUGUGCCUCUGUGCUGAGAGAAAGUGCUCUGCAGACAUCUCAUUUCAAAUAUUUGUUCAAAGCAAUUGGCUCAGGUGCUUUUAGAUGAUACCCCAUGGAGGUCAGUCAAAACCAUUAGUGUUCCCUAGGUGAUCCAGGCAGUUACAUUUACUGGCUAAAACACAGGCAUGAGCUAAAGAGCUUCUGACAUCCAGCCUGUCCUUGCUGCUGAAGACUUUGCAUUUCAGUGGGGAACCAUGAACUGAGUGAAUGAUAAAGCCUUUAACAGCCCUGAAGAAGAGGGCAGAGCAUUGCCAAUUUCUCCAAUUUUUUAGAGGCAACUUUCAUGUGACAGAACUCAUGAGCCUUAAUUCGCAUCAAAUGCAAAAGAAGUUUCUUACAUAAGCAGAACUGCCAGCAGAAAACAGCCAAUGACUUAUCUGUGAGCUCCAGGGUAGCAGGGAAACAGGCAAGUGGAUGAGGAAGGGUCACUGACCUUUGCGUGCAGAGAAAAUUCAAAGUACAUUGUCUGCUGCCAUUGUGCAAGUGAGAGGUGCUUGGCCCAUGUCCAGCCUGCCAACAUGAAAAUGCAAAAUUUCACAAAUGGCAGGCGUGCAGGAAUCCUUGUAGACGUGCAGAAAUAAAAUUACCCAAGCAACAAAGGGAGGAAGAAGAAACAAAAGAUCCCUAGGUCUCUUGCGGCUUCUCACCGCUCAUCGAAGUAGGCUCAUUUCCACCAGGAUUUGUGGAAGAUACAGCUAUGGAGAGUGUCACAAACAAAAACAAGAGUAAAAAUGGGGAAGGAAAAGCAGUUUAGGAUGUGCAUCUACUACUGUUCACUUAAAGCUAUAAAAUGAUGACAGUGUCCUGAUACAAUGACUGAAGUUUGAGUUGAGUGUUUAAGUGGUGCUUCUAAAACCUUUCAGUACUGUGAUUCAUGCACAUCUAUGAAUUCUGUGGUUCUGAAAAGGAAAAGAAAAAGGAAAACCUGGGGAAAAUAUGAGAUACAUUGCAAAUGACCUCUAGAUCAGGAGAGAAGGUAUCUUCUAUGACUGUGCUGUACCGAAUGUGUCAUAAUUUCCUUGUGCUACUAGCCAGUUCCUUUUCCUGGUCAGAUUCCACGAUGAAUACUACUGCAGUGCCAACAGGUAAUAACAUAUAGCAGGAAUCAGUGCUUGGUGCCCCUUCUUGUGACUCUGGCAGAAUGUUUUCUGCCAGAGUUUUGUUGCUGGUGUUGUUGUUUUUGUUGGUGUUGGGGGGAUGAUGAUGAUGUGUUUUGCAGCAUACCAAAGGUUUGGUUGUGAAAUGCUGAAUUAGAAGCAGA
Melospiza melodia melodia is the source of this 6602-nucleotide messenger RNA. It is a transcript of the gene GRAP2, whose product is annotated as GRB2 related adaptor protein 2. The coding region runs from base 185 to 1075 and encodes 296 amino acids. NCBI's taxonomy places the organism in Eukaryota, Metazoa, Chordata, Aves, Passeriformes, Passerellidae. The record is from RefSeq and is a predicted model, not a curated record. Gene Ontology annotation, biological process: regulation of MAPK cascade; signal transduction. Gene Ontology annotation, cellular component: plasma membrane; nucleoplasm; cytoplasm. Gene Ontology annotation, molecular function: phosphotyrosine residue binding. The transcript has 8 exons.